AGUAGAGGAGAUGAACCACAACUAAGUGAGAGAGAGACGCAUGUGAUGUCCCCGUCUCCAUCUGCUUCCCCUCUCCUCUCACUCCGUCCAAACACUAGCUAGCUACACUCUUCUUCGGUGAUGAGGCCACCGGACAUGGAUGACCCCGGCGCCAGCUCGCACGCCAAGGAGGAGCUGCAGCCGGAGGUGGUUAUCUACACGGCGUCAGCUUCAGCGUCGCGCCGCAGAGCGCGCACCUCGGCCGACCUCUACGCCUUGCGCGCCCUACUACGGGGCUACGGCCUGACCACAGACGAGCGCGACGUGUCCACGAGCAAAGCGCACCGCUGCGAGCUCAAGUCGUUGCUCGCAGCUCGGGGCUGCGCCUUCUCCCUCCCGCAGCUCCUCGUGGGCGGCCGGCUCGUCGGCGGCCCCAAAGAUGUUAGGCAGCUGCACCAGGCCGGCGGGCUGAGGCCUCUCCUCGACGACGCCCCAAGGCCGAGCCCCGCCUUCGUCUGCCAAGCCUGUAAGAGGGUCGGCUCCGUUCCCUGCAGGAAGUGCAGGAACACCCGCAACAAGAUGCGAGAUCAUGGCGUUAUUGCCGACGAGCAGGACAAGGUUGUCCUUUUUUAUCCAACCCAAGAUGUUUCAGUGGGAGGUAGAGGCAGAGAGAUGGAUGCGAGUUUCAGUGUUUCUCUGGGCGCCAUGAGACCCCUUCUUAAGAAGCUUGACAUGAUGCUAGGUCCUCAUGGAUGCAAGUUGACCAAGGGGGUCAAUGAUAGGUGUCAGCUCCUCAAAGAUGAACUUGAAGAAAUAGCCACAUACCUUGAAGAUCUGUUAAAGGUGGAGGACCCUCCCCUGGCGGCCAAGUGCUGGAUGAAAGAGGCACAUGAGUUAUCUUAUGACAUCCUAGAUUGUAUUGACAACUUUGUGCCCCCUGAUCAGUCUCUUGGCUACAAAUUUGACCAUAACAUGACUCAUGUUAAGAUUCCCAAGAGGCUCAAGUGGCAGAAACAGAUUGAAUAUGCAGCUCCUGAUGUGUCAGGACAUGUUAUCUCCAAAACCAUCCGUGUUGAUGUAACUUGUGCUCCCAAGAGGCUCAAGUGGUACCAGCAGAUCGUUGAAAAGGUAUCAGAAUUUAGGAUUUAUGCCCAGGAGGUGGUUCGACGGUACGACAGAUACCAGGUCCACUGUUGUAGCACCUCGGUGGCAAGUAGAUUUUCGGCCAUUGGGCCUAUGAUGCCAAUGCCGCCACCGCCUUGUGAGAAAACUUGUUCCGGCCUAGUAAUUGAUGGUCGGAUGAGUAAGUUUAUCAACUCCCAGCUGGCUAAUGAUGAGAAUCGGCAGCUCAGGGUGGUGUCUAUUCACGGAUCUGGAUGUCUUGGUAAAACAAUGCUUGCCAAAGUGUUGUAUAAUAAAUUGGGGAGGCAAUUCCAUUGUCGGGCUUUCAUCCGGGUGUCCAAAAAGCCUGAUAUGAAAAGACUUUUCUGCGACAUGCUCUCACAAAUCCAGCGAAAGCAUCCCCAAGCAAGCGAAGACGCUUCUGAUGAACUUCACAUUACUACUGAAAAUAUCAGGAAUUAUCUACAUGCCAAGAGGUACCUAAUCGUUGUUGAUGAUUUAUGGGAUACAUCAGCAUGGGAUUUUAUUAAUCAGCUUUUGCCCAAGUGUAUUAAAGGAAGCAGAAUUAUAACAACUACACAGAUUGAAGAUGUUGCAUUAGCAUGUUGCUGCGAUGACCCAGAACAAGUUUUUGAGAUGAAACCUUUGGAUGAUGAUCACUCAAGGAAGCUAUUCUUUGGCAGGAUUUUUGGCUCUGAAAGUGACUGUCCUGAAGAAUUCAAACAAGUUUCAAGCCAAAUUGUAGAAAUAUGUGGUGGUUUGCCGCUAGCAACUAUCAGCAUAGCUAGUCUGUUAGCAAACCAGCCUUCCGUUUCAAUGGAAUUAUUCACACACAUACAUGAUUCGUUUAUCUCUCUUUUGUCAUCAAAUUUAACUUCAGAAAGAACGACACAAGUACUGAACCUCAGCUACAACAGCCUUCCUUAUUACCUAAAGACAUGCCUGCUCCAUCUUAGUAUGUAUCCAGAGGGCUCCAUAAUCUUCAAACAUGACCUGGUCAGGCAAUGGAUGGCUGAAGGGUUUCUUGCUGCAAGUGAAGGGAAAAACAUGGAGGAAGUUGCAGGAUUGUAUUUCGAUGAACUUGUUGAUAGAAGAUUCAUCCAACCUAUGUCUAUCAACUUCAACAAUGAGGUGGUGUCCUGCACAGUUCAUGCCGUGGUGCAUGAUCUUAUUGCGCACAAGUCUGCUGAAGAGAAUUUCCUUGUGAUACUAGAUUACAAUCGAAAGAAUUUGACACUUUCUCAUAAGGUCCGUCGACUAUCGCUCCAACUUGGUGAUGCAAAAUAUGCCAAGAUACCAGAAAACAUGAGAAAGUCACAAGUACGUUCACUUGGAGUUUUUGGACUAUCAGAGUGUAUGCCUUGCAUUGGAGAGUUCAAGCUUGUUCGUGUUCUGAACCUUCAUCUAUCUAGCCAUCAUAAUGGAGACCAAGACCUGGCUAUAGACCUCACUGGGAUAUCGGAACUGUUCCAUCUUAUAUAUCUGAAGAUUGUAUGUGAUGUCUGCAUAAAAUUGCCAGGCUGUAUGAGAGGGCUGCAAUGUUUGGAGACACUGGAUGUUAUGGAUACACCAAGAGGCACUCAUGUUCCCUGGGAUAUUAUAUAUCUCCCACACUUGUUGCACCUCAGUCUUCCUCUUGAUACAUAUCUUCUGGAUUGGGUCGUCGGUAUUCGGACCCUUGGCAUGCUGAACCACCUGGAGGAUCUUUAUAUUCCUACACCUCCUUCUUCUGACCAUGACCAUGUCAAGAGAAGCAUGGGAGCUCUGGGUACCUUAAUCGGACGACAUGGCAGCCUGAAAACUGUAAAACUGGUGGCUCACAGAUCCUCGGUUAAGUAUGAUGACGCUUCAAAAGCAACCAUUAACUGGUUUAACGUAGCACCUCCCGCGAAUCUCCAGAGAUUUGAAUGCUCUCCACACAGCCGCAUCAUAUUUGAUGAAAUCCCAUGGGGGAAGAGGCGACUUGGCCACCUGUGCAUUCUGAAGAUUGAAGUGAGGGAACUGCUAGUAAAUGAUGUUGAUAUUCUUAGAGGGAUGCCUGCCCUCACUGCUCUGUCAUUGUAUGUGGAGAUGGCGCCUAGCGUGAAGAUCAUCUUUGGCAUGGCUGUAGGAUUCACAGCUCUCAAGUACUUCAAGCUGAAGUUCGCAAGUGGAAUAGCUUGGCUAAAAUUUGAGGCGGACGCAAUGCCUAAUCUCUGGAAGCUCAAGCUCGUUUUCAAUUACAUCCCCCGAAUGGACCAACGACUUAAUCUUUUUUCGAAGCCUGACCAGUGGAAACAAUAUCGACAUGGUACUGCAUUAAUCAGCAUCAAUCAUAUGACAGGCCUUAGAGAAGUCUCCGCAAAAUUUGGAGGUGCAGCUGCUGAUCUGCAGUAUGUCUCGAGGAUCGGCGUAGUUAUUAAUCAUCCGGGCAAUCCUGUAAUCAGCGUGCAAUUAGUGGAUUCCGGUUCCGAUGGUGAUAAAAGGAUAUCAUCAGAGUCCUCUUCAGGCUUGCAUCCUCCAGGUGCAGAUGGUGGAGAGCAACAGGAUGUGGUCUCGUGGAGCAAUACCAUUGGUGUGAUAGGCCGGGAACUCUUCAUCUAUUGCCUCCAUCGUAUGUCCAGGUGGGACUAUGGCUCCAUCGCCUCCCUGAACCGCGACUUCAAUUCGGUGGUUCGCAACGGGGAGAUCUACCGCCUGCGUCGGAAGAAUGGGGUCGCAGAGCACUGGCUCUACCUCUCUUGCAGUGAUCCCCACGAGUGGGAGGCUUAUGACCCGUCCACUGGGCGCUGGAUCCAAGUGCCCAAGAUGCCACCGGCUCAAAGCAUCCUCUGGGAGUCGCUUGCUGUAGGAACUGAGUUGCUGGUUUUUGGGAACGAGGGGGUUGCCUUGAGAUAUAGCAUCCUUACCAAUUCAUGGACAUGGCUGGCUGAUGCGAUGUACCCCCCGCGGUACUUGUUUGGGUCAGCAAGUGUCGGUGAAAAGGCGUAUGUCGCGGGAGGCAAGGUUUCUUACGUUAGUUACUUGAGCUCCGCAGAGAUGUAUGACUCGGAGGCACAUACUUGGACACCCCUUCCCAACAUGAAUAGGGCUAGGCACAAAUGCUCUGGUGCGUUCAUGGAUGGCAAGUUCUAUGUGAUCGGUGGUGUUACCCGUAGCCGCGAGCUCUUGACAUGCGGUGAGGAGUAUGACCUGAACCGGCGGUCAUGGAGGGUCAUCGACAAUAUGUCUCAGGGGCUCAACAGUACAGCCAUUGGUGCUCCUCCGCUCAUUGCAGUUGUGAACAAUGAGCUUUAUGGCGCUGAUUACAGUGUGAAUAAUGAUCUGAAGCAGUAUGAUAAGCUGGACAACAAGUGGAUCACUCUUGGAAAAUUGCCUGUACUGUCUAAGGACAAAGAUGGCUGGGACAUGGGAUUCCGAGCAUGUGGUGACCGGCUGAUUGUAAUUGGGUCUCCAAACAAUUCUAGUGAUGAGAAGGCGGUUGAGCUUCAUUCAUGGACCCCGGAUGAGCAACCGCCUUUGUGGAAUUUGUUUGCCACACGCCCAUACGGGGGCGACCAGAUUUUGUGCACCGUCAUGGGUUGCUGAGUCCACGCGGAAUAAAUACGGGGACAUCUAUUGAUGAUUCAACUUUGGCGGCAACUCGUGCUCUCUAUAAUCAAUCAGUGGCUGCUGGAAAGUCUGCCUGUGCCUCAUUCUCAAGUCUGCUGGAGUGUCCUGUGAGCACUGGUGCUACAAAAAGAGAAGACAUGUAUGAGUUUGGAGAAAGUGACAAUUUGGUUUUUUCAGUUGCUAGCUAGCUGUGAUUUCUUGUUUCAAUUUGGAUUCCAGAAAUGUUACUGGCUGUUACUAUGACCCAAAUUUAUCUGUACCGUAGCAUGCUACUAUCAGUUAUUUUUUAACAUCAAAUUCAGUCUGUAUCUUGCAUUCUUUUCUGUUCAAAAUUUCUCAAACUCGGAAUAAAUAAAACUGUUUGGACAGAAGCA
This is a messenger RNA of Aegilops tauschii subsp. strangulata, 5066 nucleotides long. RefSeq names its product disease resistance protein RGA5. Gene Ontology annotation, cellular component: nucleus. The record is from RefSeq and is a predicted model, not a curated record. Lineage: Eukaryota; Viridiplantae; Streptophyta; Magnoliopsida; Poales; Poaceae. Gene Ontology annotation, molecular function: protein binding; ADP binding.